UUGGUACAUGCAUAGUUGCUGUCUAAACAAGAGAGGUAGAGCGACAGAGAGAGACCCAGAGAGAGAGAGAGAGAGAGAGAGACCCAUAGAUUCAGAGAGAGAGAGAGAGAGAGAGAGAGAGAGAGAGAGAGAGAGAGAGAGAGAGGGAGGGAAUGCUGAGGAGGGGGUCCAGUUGAAAGAGCAACACAGUCAUUACUGAGGUCCCUGAGGGGCCGGAGAACAGAUAUAUCUCAGUGUGUGUGUGUGUAUAAAACGAAGGCACCGCUGCUUGUAUCUAACAGACUGAGGACCAGACAGGGCGCUUCAGCUACGAGAUCACAACAGAUAAAGAAGAACGACAAGUCUGCAAUAAGUUGUUGUGACAGAAUAGCUGUGAACAGUAGCAGGGGUUGAGGGGAUUCGAGUGUGAGAAAUCUAUCUGUCAGAUGCUGACAGGAUCCAAACAGUGAAAAGAGACAAAACUCAAGUGUGAGAGCUCUAAGAUGACAAAGCAGGCUGCUGCACAGGAACUGGACGAACUGUGUUUCCUCUCAGCCCAGGCCAUGUGCACCCUGGAAACAUCGGACCACUUCACCAUGGUCAAGCUCCUCGGGGAAGGCUCCUACGGCAAGGUCAUGCUGGCCGUCCACAAAAAGAGAGGAACUCCCAUGGCUCUGAAGUUCUUCCCACGCCGCUCCACCUCCCUCUUCUCCUUCCUGCGUGAAUACAACCUCUCCCUCUCCUUCUGCACUCACCCCUCGCUCACCAGGGCUCUGGGGAUCUUCUUCUCCACCCCCUCCGACUACGUGUUCGCUCAGCAGGCCGGUCUCUAUGGCGACCUCUACAGCGUCAUCGUGUCGGAGGUGGGUGUGGAGGAGGAGGUGGUGCAGAGAGUUAUGGCUCAGCUCAGUGGUGCCGUGUCUCACCUCAACUCCCUGGGCUUCGUGCACCGCGACAUCAAGCCCGAAAACAUCUUCUUGUGCGACCAUUCCUGCCGCUGGGUCAAACUGGGCGACUUCGGUCUGGCCAGGCCCAGGGGCUCCACCGUGCGGGCCGUUUGGUACGAGUCCCCCUUCUGUACCCCCGAGGUGGAGCCGGCCAAGGAGCUGGAGAAGGAGGGCGAGGAGGGUGGAGAGGAGCCGGAGGAUAUUUGGAUCACGGUGGAGCCCAGUAUGGACAGCUGGGCCCUGGGAGUGCUGGUGUUCUGCCUGCUCACCGGCUGCUUCCCCUGGGAGGAAAGCACCCGCGACGACCCCGCCUACCGGAGGUACAAGCGAUGGUUCGACCGCGAGGCUAUGAGGGAGGAGAGGAGGGGGGGUAGGGGACUGCAGGGUGGGGAGGACGAUGGGCUGAGGGACGACAUCAUGAGCAUUGAGGACAUGUGCUUGGAGGACGACCACGUGGCCCCACAGUUCCGGGGCUUCAGCCCACUCGUGAUGUCUCUGUUCAGGGAGCUGCUCCACCCGGAGCCCAGGCUUCGUGGGGGCCCGGAGGAGAUCCUUAGCUAUCUGGGUGGGCCGUGGCUCAAAGAGACAGAGCGAGAGCAGAAGAGGAAAGCAGAGGAGGCCGAGAUGGAGGCAGGGAAAAUAAGAGGCGGGGGUGUGGAGGAAGAAAGGGUGAGGGAGGGACGAGGUGAGAGAUGAAAGGUGUUAUAUGGAACUAGAAAAUCAUUCAAAAGGGUGCAUAUUUUCCAUGUUUAUGAUGUAAAGAAAUGGAUACUUUCUUAAUUCAGGAUGAUUUAUAUAUGAUGUGCAUGGUGCAUUAAAAGAACACAUACUGUAUAUUCUGGACACACAUUAAUCAUGUGUCUAUUUAAUAAUGAAAGACAUUACUAAUGGAAUUUCUUAGCUUUUUAUUAUGGUGUAAUUUUGUCAAAUGUUGUUUUGUACUGUAUGAAUAUCUUGUAAAUAGUUUAAUGACGAUAGCACUUCAACUCCAGUAAACUUUAAAAAAAUGUUUUUUAAAUGUAUGUUUUGGUUUGCAAAUUUUGUGGGUGUGUGUGCGUGCGUACAUGCAAAAAGUUGAAUGAGAAAAAAGUGAUAUGAUAAUUUGUUCCUCUCCUUAGCUACAAGCUGUCAUUGCAAAAACUGUGACUUUUUUGUUGUACAGAUACAAUAAUAAACCAGUUUGUAUUUCUCUUAAAA
Hypomesus transpacificus is the source of this 2123-nucleotide messenger RNA. It is a transcript of the gene sbk3, whose product is annotated as SH3 domain binding kinase family, member 3. Bases 483 to 1622 code for a protein of 379 amino acids. Gene Ontology annotation, biological process: peptidyl-serine phosphorylation; peptidyl-threonine phosphorylation. NCBI's taxonomy places the organism in Eukaryota, Metazoa, Chordata, Actinopteri, Osmeriformes, Osmeridae. Gene Ontology annotation, molecular function: protein serine/threonine kinase activity; ATP binding. The record is from RefSeq and is a predicted model, not a curated record. The transcript has 4 exons.